AUGGGCCAAGUCAACGACACUAUUAUUACACAAGGCAUGGUCGGGAGGGAGGUGCUCAAUUCCCAAAUCUACGAUGACCAUGGAGAUCCUUAUCAUGCGGCGCUUGAAGAUGCGUCUGGGAAUACCACCAUUAGCUUCCAGACCUGGGCUGCAGUCUUCUUUCUCGGGCUGUCGCUCACGUCGGGCAUAAACUUUCCCCUCAGCAUAUUCGUCGCCGCCUCGUCCACAGUGGCCAAGGAGAUGCAAGGAAACGUGAACAACCUGAACUGGAUUGCCGGAGGGUGGUAUCUCAGCGGCAGCAUCGCCUUUGCGAUGGGCGGGCAACUGAGCGAUUACUUUGGUCGAAAGGGCGUUGUGCUUGCGGGACAGGCCUUGUUGCUUGUUGGCCACCUCGUCGGCGCUCUAGCCCAGACAUUCAACCAGCUGAUUGCCGCCAUGGUUAUUAUUGGAGCCGGUACAGGCUUGGUCUUUGUUGUGGUCACGAAUUCUAAUAUGAUCGUCGGCGACAUCUCGGGCGCCGUGGCUCUUGUUGGCACAGUUUUUGCCUACCACCCGCCACGCCAAGUCUAUAUUGAUCGCACAAAGAAAGACAUCUUGCUGGAACUAGACUACGUUGGCCUGCUCAUGUACACGGCAAGCAUAAGUCUCCUUUUUCUCAACCUAGGAUGA
Molecule: messenger RNA, 669 nt
Organism: Metarhizium album ARSEF 1941
Lineage: Eukaryota; Fungi; Ascomycota; Sordariomycetes; Hypocreales; Clavicipitaceae
Product: trichothecene efflux pump
Exons: 2
Coding region: 1-669 (222 amino acids)
Biological process (GO): transmembrane transport
Cellular component (GO): membrane
Molecular function (GO): transmembrane transporter activity
Source: RefSeq, a predicted model, not a curated record